UUUAAAUGUUGGAAACAUGCAAAGAAGCCAGUAAGAGGAGCACAUUUCAAGAAAUACAGGUAAGAGAUUCGAUUUUUUUCCCCCACAGUAAAUGCAAAAAAUAUCCAGAGGAAGACGUUAUUAAGGUUAUACUUUUUUUUUUUUCUGCAUGUUUUAAUUAUGUCUUUGUUUAUAUGGCUUUUUUCUUUUUGUCUAUUUAAUGAAUUCGUUUUUCUUUUUUAGGAUGCGUAACAUUCUGGCCCUUCUCUGCGUCUUUCUUAUGGCAGCUCAUCAGAGCACUAGUCUUCUCACAAAGGGAGAAUCCAUCAGAAACACCAUACACAACAUUGCAAACAUUGCUCAGAUAACCCUUGUCCACAUUAAGAAACUAAAGUUGCUGGCUUCACCGAUAGGUUUUCCCCCUGCUUCCAUUGUAGGACUAAGUAAUAUAAGCCAUGAGCUUGGAGUUUUGGAUAAUGAACUGCAGCAGCACCCUUUCCUCAUCCAGAUUCAGGCUGAUGUUUCCAGCUUGGAAGGAAGGGUGCGCUCCCUCGCCUUAUCAAUGGAGUGUCCCCUUAAGCCCAAACCAGCAGUACAGAUGGAUGAGAGUGUGUUCCCAGACAGCCACCUUUACAUGACAGUGACAAAGGUGCAGCACUACCUAGAGGAACUUCUUCUCAACAAGGGCAAACUCAAGCUCUGCUAACAAAUUUAAGCUUGAUGCAUAUAUAGUAAGGCAGGACUUGCUAUAUAUAUCGGGACAAAUAACCCAGUGUAGGCAAAGGUUAAUUUGUCUUUGUGAUGCAUAUUUUCUAUACAUAGAAUUACUACGUGGACAACUGUCAGUCGUUAAAAGCAUGCAAUUAAUUCCAAUAAUUCAGCGAUUUGCAAUAUAAUGAAAAAACCUAUAAAGGGCAUCUUUUAUUUCAUACAACAAAUGUUUUAUAGGGUUU
Messenger RNA from Neolamprologus brichardi, 932 nucleotides. It is a transcript of the gene lepb, whose product is annotated as leptin b. The record is from RefSeq and is a predicted model, not a curated record. Lineage: Eukaryota; Metazoa; Chordata; Actinopteri; Cichliformes; Cichlidae.